Messenger RNA from Jaminaea rosea, 839 nucleotides. Its product is annotated as NDUFA12-domain-containing protein. The coding region runs from base 21 to 521 and encodes 166 amino acids. Gene Ontology annotation, cellular component: membrane. Gene Ontology annotation, biological process: mitochondrial respiratory chain complex I assembly; response to oxidative stress. Lineage: Eukaryota; Fungi; Basidiomycota; Exobasidiomycetes; Microstromatales. The transcript has a single exon. The record is from RefSeq and is a predicted model, not a curated record.
GUUACCAACCAUCACCAACGAUGUCGCUCGCAAGAACAUUCAGACUCAUCAGGGAGGGUGGCGUGAGUAUUGCGUGUGGCUAUAGAGGCCGUGAGAGCUAUACGACCCGCUACUGGUCCGCGCAUACGGUCCCGCCGGCGAUGUCUUUCAGCAGCCACCCGCUCCCAAUCCUUGUCCCACCCACGACCUUCAAUACUAACACCCGCCUCAUCCCUCCUCUCCCGCAGCUUGGUCGCUACUGGCGCAACAUGCAGUCUCUUGGAGACGCAAAGGCGGGCACAUACAUGGGCACGGACCGAGCGGGCAACAAGUACUACGAGGACCUCAACGAGAUCCCCGGUCGUCAUCGAUGGGUCGAGUACGCGCAGAACAAUGAGGUCAACGCAUCCCAGAUCGACCCAGCGUGGCACGGCUGGCUUCAUCACACCCACAAGAUGCCCCCGGAGCAGAACCCGAAUAUGGGCAGGCCGACUUGGGAGUCGGUGAGUCGCGCGCCAUUAGAGGCAGUGAUGCCGAGCUAGCCUGUUGUCGGGGUGGUAAGCAGUCGCUGACCCCCCACCGCCCUCCUUUGCGCAUCGCAGCCUAUCCAAGAGAACAAGACGGGUACUCGCGCCAUGUUCAAGACGUACAGCACCACCAGGCCGAAGAUCGUGAGUAGCCGAACUCCCUCCUGCGUGACAGCGGCGAGACCAAUCACUCCUAACCUCGAGCAUCGCCCUUCGCCACGACAGAACCAAUGGGAGCCGUCUGUCACGCCGCGUGGCCAGUAGAGGAUGAGGGAAGGGUGAUCCGCCUCUUUGUAUGCACAUAGGUCCAGUACCAAAUGGAUCAGACUUGAU